AUGGACCUUGAUGCACAUAAAGAGGUUCAUACAUCCUUUGAUCAAAUUUUGCAAUAUCUUGUUGAAAUAAGAACGUGGGGUAUCCAUCUAUUAGGACAAAUUGAAGGACAUCAAGGUCUUCAUAUUGAAGUUUUUGGGAUGAGGCAAGCAAAGCAUGGUUUAUUUUUAUUUUCAAAUUUAGAUUCAUUUCUGUUGCCAAAUACAAAAUCAUCAGUAGGUUUUCAAUGUAUGGCAAAGCCAAUAGAAACUAUGAUUCGUCUUGCAAUUUGCUGUGGAGAACCUGUAGGGGUUUCUGAAAGGCAUGAAUAUAUUCAACCAAGUAGACUUAGGUCUCCUACAAGAAAGUACGAAAAACUUGAUUAA
Molecule: messenger RNA, 363 nt
Organism: Entrophospora sp. SA101
Lineage: Eukaryota; Fungi; Glomeromycota; Glomeromycetes; Entrophosporales; Entrophosporaceae
Source: the annotation of a GenBank genome assembly